GCGGAAAUCAAACGAGGAAGUUUUAUAGCGACGGACAGUCCUCCAUAGUCAAUCGUCUGGUAACAUGAGUCGCAAUUGAUCACAGCAAGGUCCUAUUCUUGAUUUGAGUGUUUUUAAAUCGUUUCGGUAUAGAGUUUUCACAAACAUGGAGGCGAGGUUCGACGGCAAGGUGGCGUCGAUCGUCGAGCUCGCCUUCCAAGCCACCGUGUCGGUCUUCAGGGGGGUGUGGGAGGAACAAGCGCCAAACUCGGCUUGGGAAGAAGCGACGAUCGGCCUUCUUGGCGGUCUACGGGAGAUCGAGCGCGGUCUGCUAGCUCAGCUUCAGCGGGUGUUCGCCGAGUUGUGCGACGAGAACGAGGAGCUGAAGAUCAAAGUCGAGCAGUUGGAGGACGUGAUGCAGAGGAAGGCCGGACAACUGGAACAGGAGCUGCACGUCCGGGUAGGACGGCUAGGCAGGGAUAUGGAGCUGCUGGAGAAGGAGCUAAAGAGCAUCAGCGAUGGAGGAACUGCGGCAGGAGAAGUCUCACUGUUGUCAGUCUCCGCCGACCAGACUGCUGCUGACACAGAAUCCAGUCUGAGUGUCUCGGAAGUGGGACAUGACGAGGCAGUCCUGAGUCCUAAAACGGACCCCCAGGCCGCUGUCGCCCCUGUGAUGAUUGUCAGCGGGGUCGGCGGCCCACCCACCAUGCUCAUUGUGGAAGAUGGAGAGUCUCCCACACAGGAGAUAACCGAGGCAUCCUUUGUGACACAACUUGUCCUUCAACCUGCGGUCUCACCGCAAGAUGCUCCAAGUCCCGAUUCCUGCCCACUUAGCAAUAAGAAGCCAGCCCAGGAACAAGCUGAGAAACAGGGCUCAGUGGAAGAAUCUUCAUCAGGAAGACCGAGAAGAACACGAAAGCCAAGCUUCAAAGUGGAAAUGGCUCUGUCAGCGUCCGCCGACAUAAGCAACGACGAGAUGGACUCCGGCGAAGAGGAUGAAAGCCCGAGAAAGAAGGCGCGGCGGAACGUGAAGCGCUUCUCCUGCGAUGAAUGCGACGCAGCCUUCUAUUGGAAGGCCGAUCUGAAAAAGCAUGCGGCGCUCCACAAGCGGCCUUUCCCGCGGCAGCAGUGCGACAGGAGCUUCCCAGAGAAGUCGUCUCUGGAGGACCAGAUACUGAGCCACCAGGUGGCGUCCAAGGCGCCACUGCCCUUCCCGUGCCCGCAUUGCAAGCGCUCAUACCGCAAAGAGGAGUCUCUACAGAACCACCUGAAGCGGCACCAACCCCUGGCGCAGCCUAAGCCUUUCGCCUGUGAGCAGUGCGGGAAGACCUUUCGUGUGGAGCGCUCUCUGGAGAAUCACCUGUUGCGCCACCAGAAGUGGAAGGAGUCGCUCCAGUGCCCGCUGUGCAACAAGACCUGCAAGACGCCGGUGCAGCUGCGUGGCCACAUGGUGGUGCACUCGGACGAGCGGCCCUUCAGCUGCGCCACCUGCGGCAAGGAGUUCAAGAGCAAAGACACGCUCCGUUUCCACCAAAUGGUUCACACCAACGCCAAGAAGUACAAGUGCAACGUGUGCGACGAGACCUUUAAGUAUGCCCAUUCGCUGACCGUGCACAAGCGCAAGCACACCGGGAUCACGCCGUUCGUGUGCGGUGUGUGUGGACGCUCAUACCGCACCGGUACGGCGCUCAAACGGCACAGCGUGGUGCACACGGGUGAGAAACCAUUCACCUGCCACGUGUGCGGCGCACGCUUCAGCCUCAACAACAAUUUGAAGCGACACCUGCGCAUCCACACUGGCGAGAAGCCUUUCACCUGCAAGGAUUGCGGGAAGAGCUUCUCGGAUAACAACAAGCUCAAGUCGCACAUGCUGGUGCACGGAGCCCGAAAGCCAUUUAUGUGCGACCUGUGCGGGAAGACCUUCCUCUUCAAUUGCCGCCUUCAGAUCCACCAGAAAUAUGUGCACGCCAAGGAGGAUGACAAGCCCAAGGUGUUCCCUCAAAGGCAGAGGAACAAGCUUCUGGUCAAGCCGUACAGCUGCAAAAUCUGCCUGGCCAGCUUCAGUGCGGCCUGCUCACUCAAGCUCCACGAGAAGGGCCACAGUGAGCACAAGGAGUUCUCCUGCGCUUUGUGCGGCAAGGCCUUCCACAAUAAGUACUCGUUCCGCUCGCACCAGCGCUCGCACUCGGGCGAGAAGCCCUUCGUGUGCGAGGUGUGCGGCAAGGGCUUUAUCCACGCCGGCAGCCUCAAGCAGCACGAGCGCAUCCACACGGGCGAGAAGCCGUACAAAUGCGAGCAGUGUGGCAAGGCCUUUCGCACCGACGGAAACUUCUACCGUCACCUCCGCAUCCACACAGGAGAGAAGCCCUUUGAGUGCGCUUACUGCCACCGCAAGUUCCACCAGUCCAACCAGCUCAAGUCGCACUUGCAGGUGCACACGGGCCAGAAGCUCUAUUCGUGCCAGACCUGCGGACGAGGAUUCUCUGAUUCGAGGCAGCUCAAGAAGCACAGUUGCGAUGGAACAGUUGUCCCAGUAUUGUUAACAUCUGCAAUAAAUCACACGUCCCCAAAAAUGCCUGAAAGUUUGGUGUUUUAUUCCCAAACUAAUGCCAUUUUGGAGACUCUUAUUAGGUGUGCGCUGGAUUUAACUGCUGGUCAGGUCAAAAUGAACCAUUCUGUGAAGGUAGGAUUUGACAAAAUGGUGGAGCUGCUGGCUCAGGAGGCAAGCAGAAAGAUCAACUGUGUUUUCCUCCAGCUGUUAGACACCACCACUAAGGAAAAGCUGAUCCUUCAGGACAAAGUAAGUGAGCUGGAGCGCCAGUUGAAAGCGGUCACUGAAGACUUUGAUGUCAUCCGAAUAUGGAGGGAGAACGUGUUGACUGGAUGCCCUGUGCUCAAUGAGCAGACGGGAUGGGUCUUCACCCUGAAGCCUUUCGGUGUAUUGGUGAACUCAGAUGAGUUAGCAAAGGAAGACACUGAGUCCACAACGUCAGCCAUCGUCAUACGCAUCAAAGAAGAGUCUGCGUUGGUGGAGGUGAACGGUGGAGCCGAGGCAUCAUCAGCCAGUAGACAAGACAUUGCCGAGGAAGACAACACAGCUGCAUCCUCCGACUCCCAGAAUCCUUUGCAAACUGAAGUCACUAAGAAAGUGUUUGAAUGUGACGUGUGCAGUAAGAGCUUCAGUCGUCAGCUCCACCUCAAGAAACACUUGGACACCCACAAAGAGUCUCUGAGUUGCCACCAGUGUCCCAGGAUCUUCCGCCGCAGGGCUGCACUCGAGCGCCACCUCCUGCGUCACAAGGACAAGACGCUUCACUCCUUCACGUGUCCUAUCUGUGACAAGACCUUCAAGAACAAGAAACUGCUCAAGUCGCACGAAUCGGUUCACGGUGACGACACGCGGCCCUUUGCCUCCGACCAAGUUUCUCAUGGUAAGGCGUUCACCUGCGAAACGUGCGGUGCCGGCUUCACGCUGCAGCAGAACCUCAAGCGGCAUGCCCGCAUCCAUACGGGCGAGCGACCGUUCAAAUGCCACGUGUGCGGCGCCAGCUUCGUCCAGGAUAAGCUGAAGGCUCACAUGCUGCUCCACGGCGCCACCAAGUCUUUCAUGUGUGACUUGUGUGGCAAGACCUUCCUAUACAAUUGGCAGCUAAAGAAGCACCAGAAAGUGGCGCACCAGGAGGGCACUGAGGCAGGCAUGCAGGCAGGACAGCGAAAGGUCCGAGCACGGGAAAACCGCACUGUCAUCUUCAAACGGGACAGGACCACCGUGGAGUUGGCAGCAUUCGCCUGCAAGACGUGCCAACGCGGGUUUGACUCGGAGGUGGCGCUUACGAAACACGAGCUGCUCCAUACGGGCAGCACCCCGUAUGCUUGCGACGUAUGCGGCAAAGCCUUCCUCUACAAGACCACCUUCGACUACCAUCUUCGCACGCACUCGGGCGAGCGGCCCUAUGCCUGCGACGUGUGCGGAAAGACCUUCAUUAUCCACCACGCGCUGAAAUCGCACCGGCUGCGACACACGGGUGAGAAGCCACACGCCUGCGAGCAGUGCGGCAAAGCCUUCCGGGUGUACACCAACUACCGGAGACACCUCAGGAUCCACACGGGCGAGAAGCCGUACGAGUGUGAGGUGUGCGGGGUCAGAUUCCGCCAGCUUGGACACGUCAAGUUCCACAUGCAGGUGCACACGGGCGAGCGGCCAUACGCCUGCUCUGCCUGUGGAAUUGGCUUUUCCGACUCCAGACAACUAAAGAGGCACACGUGUGCUGGGAAAGAGCUGGGGAAGACUUUGCUGACAUCUUGACUCACAAGAAUUGUUUGACACAAUAAAAUAAACAUAUUUUUCACUUUAGUGAA
Hippocampus comes (tiger tail seahorse) is the source of this 4338-nucleotide messenger RNA. RefSeq lists its product as uncharacterized. Gene Ontology annotation, cellular component: nucleus. Gene Ontology annotation, molecular function: RNA polymerase II cis-regulatory region sequence-specific DNA binding; DNA-binding transcription activator activity, RNA polymerase II-specific. The coding region runs from base 146 to 4285 and encodes 1379 amino acids. Gene Ontology annotation, biological process: regulation of transcription by RNA polymerase II. Lineage: Eukaryota; Metazoa; Chordata; Actinopteri; Syngnathiformes; Syngnathidae. The transcript is spliced from 11 exons. The record is from RefSeq and is a predicted model, not a curated record.